Molecule: messenger RNA, 1231 nt
Organism: Acanthopagrus latus (yellowfin seabream)
Lineage: Eukaryota; Metazoa; Chordata; Actinopteri; Spariformes; Sparidae
Exons: 5
Coding region: 84-722 (212 amino acids)
Source: RefSeq, a predicted model, not a curated record
UUCUACAAGGAGCACUACACAGCACUAUACCAGCUGUUGUGUUCCUGCCUUGAAACACCAAACAGCUACCAACUAUAUCCAACAUGAAUCUGAUGCUGACUGUCUGUCUGGCUUCUGUUCUGCUCUACACAGCUGAGUCACUGCGCUGCCAUCAGUGCACCAAUGAAUCAUGUUCCAACUCAACCUCAGUGCUGUGUCCUCUCACAAGUACAGUAUGCAGAACUAUCACUUCAGUGAGGCUGACCAAUACAAUUGCUAGCGUGACAGUUGGAAAAAACUGUUCCUCGCUGCUGUCCUGCAUCACUCCCAACAACGUUGAAACUGAAUGGUCUGUGAACCAAGGUUUUAAAAAAGAAGCCCACACACAGAAAUGCUGCGCAACUGAUAACUGCAACCUCGGGACCCUGGCUGUUCCCAAUCUUUUAACGAAUGGGAAGCAGUGUGUUGCAUGUGCAAGCUCAGCUGACAGCAUGGCAGGAACCUGCAACACCACUCUGUCCUGUGCAGGAGUUGAGGACCGUUGCUUCAAUGGCACCACAAUGUCAAACUCUACAGAGAUGUUGGAGCUCGGCUGUAUAUCCAGUAACCUCUGUGGUAUCCCGCUCAUCCUGGAAGCUGUGCUCGGUGAAAACACCGCGGUCACCUGUGGAGCACCAUGGACCAUCAGCAUCAGUGGCCUCCUGCUGACCUUUGCUCUCACAGCAUGUAAAGCCCUUGUUUAGAGAAUAAACAUGCUCAAACACACAUUCAGAAAGACAUCUCUGUAAUGGUUCAUUGAGUUAUGUGAUGAUGUCGUCUGUGUGCCACAGUAACACCCACAUGCACACAGAUAACAUCACGCACAUGCAUAACAGCACACCCAUACACAGAGAAAGAUGUUAUCACACGGAGAAGUCACAGACUUACAGGCAGACACUAAUGCUUGAUGAAAGAGUUGGGGAAAACUGUUCAAGCCAGGCCAAGCACGAAGAUACCAGGACGCACGCUGAGCGACAACUUGUCAGUCAACUCUUCAUGUCAGAGACAUUAAUACACUCAAAUCCCUGCAGCUGGGAAAGCUGAGCACAGUCUUGAGGAGUGCUUCUGGUUUAUGACAUAACGUACUUCUCUGCGGGAGACACACCAUGGCAGAUCAGUGUGCAGCUGAGCAGAACAGCUUUUAACAUUUUGUUUCAGACCAUACAUGUGUGAUCGCUACUGCUGUGUUAUUUCUAUAAUUAAAUGACUUCUA